Molecule: messenger RNA, 813 nt
Organism: Polychytrium aggregatum
Lineage: Eukaryota; Fungi; Chytridiomycota; Chytridiomycetes; Polychytriales
Product: 60S ribosomal protein L16
Exons: 3
Coding region: 79-684 (201 amino acids)
Biological process (GO): translation; negative regulation of translation
Cellular component (GO): ribosome; cytosolic large ribosomal subunit
Molecular function (GO): mRNA binding; structural constituent of ribosome
Source: RefSeq, a predicted model, not a curated record
AUCCCCAUCAACGUUGCGUCGUUCUUCCAACAGACACGGCACGUUAGACCCUCUCAAUAGAACCAGCCUGCAAACGCUAUGACUUUCCAAAAGGAAAUCGUUAUUGACGCCAAGGGUCACCUUCUCGGUCGUCUUGCCUCGAUCGUUGCCAAGCAGCUCCUCAACGGCCAGAAGGUUACCGUUGUUCGCUGCGAGGAGAUCAACAUCUCGGGUACCUUCUUCAGACAGAAGAUCAAGUACUCCAACUACCUCCGCAAGACCUCUCGUAUCAACCCCCAGCGCGGCUCGUUCCACUUCCGUGCUCCCUCGCGCAUGCUCUACCGUGUCAUCCGCGGUAUGACUCCCCACAAGACCGCCCGUGGUGCUGCUGCCCUUGAGCGCCUCAAGGUCUUCGAGGGUGUUCCUCCUCCCUACGACAAGGUCAAGCGCGUCGUCGUUCCCGCCGCUCUCCGUGUCCUCCGCCUCAAGCCCAACCGCAAGUUCUGCGUCAUCAAGCGCCUUGCUCAGGAGAUGGGCUGGAAGUACCAGGGUGUCGUCGAGCGCCUUGAGGAGAAGAGAAAGGCCAAGAACGCUGUCUACUACGACCGCAAGAAGGCUCUCCUGCGCCUCCGUGCCCAGGCUGAGAAGAACACUGCCGCCUCUCUGGCUCCCGUCAACGCCAAGCUGGCUGCUCUCGGCUACUAAGCAGUCGCUUGGUUGUGUUUGAGAUUUGGAGGUUGUCGUCUAGGUGGGGGUGUCUAACUCCAGGGCUGGCAUUCUCGCACUGUUUUUCAAUACAUAAAAAUCAGCCAAAUGCCUAGCGCUCGGUAAAAA